Molecule: messenger RNA, 2278 nt
Organism: Ciona intestinalis (vase tunicate)
Lineage: Eukaryota; Metazoa; Chordata; Ascidiacea; Phlebobranchia; Cionidae
Source: RefSeq, a predicted model, not a curated record
AACCAGGGACUUUUCGAAGUGAAUGAACUCAAAAAAGCAAAAAAAAAACAGAAAUAAGUGAACGCGAGGAUUUGACAGUUGUAUAUUUUGAUAACGAAUGCCAGAAAUAAAAUUCUGUGGAUUGAUCCCAAAAUUGGCGGUGACCACAACUCAGCGUGGCAAUCACCAGCAAUCCACAUUAUAAUUUAGCCACGGGCACGACGCUGUUGUUAUCGCAUAUACGUUUUAUUAUACAGUUUUGCUGGAACUUAAUUCCAUCAAAGUGUAGCUUAAUGCACAUUUGCAGUGAGGAAAUGAUUUUUUUAUUGUCUGCGAAAAUAUUUCGAGCGAUAAAGAUCGCAAUGAGUUGGCACUACGAUUUUAACAUCGCUUAACGCAUUUCAUGUUUUAGAUAAAGAAAGUUAGCAUUUACUGAAAUUAUAGAUGCGGAAUUCGAAGCCGAGCCUAAUGUCGAGUUUAUCGGCUUGCUUUUCCGGUUCCGAGUCUUCCGAGUCCAAGUCAAUAAGCAGAGAAAUAGAGCAGCGACUUAAAGAGGCGAAACGUGAAGCAAAAACUCAAGUAAAACUAUUGGUGCUCGGGGCUGCUGAGAGCGGAAAGUCCACUUUUAUAAAACAGAUGCGGAUUAUACAUGGGACUGGAUACUCCCACGAAGAACUGGCAGGGCAUAUCCCCCUGAUUUACCAGAACAUUAACUUUUCUAUCAAGACGCUAGCCACCGCUAUGCUAGAAUUGGGAAUUCCUUAUGAGCUGGAAGCUAACAAAGAUUUCGGUGAAGUAAGCAUAGAGUUGCCGAGGGAGUGCGAAAAUAGUCUGGACACGACCCGGGUGCUUGGAAUAAUGCUGUUUUGGAAGGACGAAGGCGUACAGCAAUGCUACUUGCGAAGAAACGAGUUUCAUUUGCUGGAUUCAGCUGCCUAUUAUCUCAACAAUCUUACGCGGAUUUCCAGCGCUUCCUACCUCCCAACACUACAGGAUGUCCUUCGUUCCCGUCGACCAACGCUCGGCAUCACGGAGUAUCUUUUCAAGAUUGAUAAAUUCAUGUUUGGGAUCGUUGAUGUCGGAGGACAGAAGUCCGAGAGACGGAAAUGGAUUCAUUGCUUUGAGAACAUUACCUCAAUUAUUUUCCUUGCAGCUCUGAGCGAGUAUGACCAAUCAAUACCAGAGGAAGAAAUUAACCAAGAUGCAAGAAAUAACAUGACGCAACUGAAACAGCCAAGUCUGAACGGGAGAAAUAACAACCAACAAAAACAGAGACCUAUGGUUCGAACCCAGUCGAGUCAGAACACAGCUCCUGGCAAGAAAAAACUUCAGCGACACUUUUCUUCCCUUCACCACGGCCGUAGUCCUAAAGUAGCGAAAGAAUUACCGCCUUUUCCAGUCAUUCGACGCGGCUCGGACGAGAAUUUGGCUGGCGAAAAGGGUAGUAACGGAAAACUGGAACUAAUAAACCGACAGAAAGAAAGUUGCGCGCUUUUUCGAGCUAUCGUCAACUGCCAAUGGUUCAAGCGGACGUCGGUUAUUCUAUUCCUUAACAAGACCGACGUGCUGGAAGAAAAGAUCCAACAUUCCCACAUGAAUGAUUACUUCCCAGAAUACGAUGGGCCGCGGCACGACGCUACAGCGGCGAAAUUCUUUAUUUUAUCUCAGUAUCAACAAAACUUCGGCGAGACAAAGAAAUCUAAAAGAACGUUGUAUUCCCACUUCACAUGCGCCACUGACACUGAGAAUAUUAAGUUCGUUUUCAAAGCUAUUAAGGACAUAAUCUUACAGACAUAUUUGGAAACAUACAGCCUUAUUUAGCGCAGGUGCAACACACAGCUUUCGGGUCUUAUAAUGGCAACCGCAGCGCAAAGCGGUUUAAGAUUUGUUUACCCGCUUCAAGUCACGCGUAUUGAGGCUUUCAUAAGAGAAAUAUUGCAUCCGGAAAACGUUUCUUGAAUUUCUAAUGAUAACAUUGCUAUUCGUUUUCAUUCCAGCUGCUGGCAGUCGAAUGUAUCCGAGCUCUUUAUCACGUGACGGUGGUAACCACGUGACCUAUUUUACCUCAAAAGUGAAAGACCGUUGUUUCAGUCGUCUUGUGCUGCCCUUGUGACAUUACACAUACUUGCUUCUAUGUAAAUAUACGUGCCAACCUACAAGCGUGGCGUACUUUAUAUUCAAAUGCGGGUCGCUUAUUUUACGCGACGACUUUAGUAGUUGUUUAUCUUUGUAGUUAUAUAUACUGUUCCCUUUUCGCGUUUGCUACAUUCAUAUGGAAAUAAACUUAAGAAUUAUUUGA